Molecule: messenger RNA, 2925 nt
Organism: Sphenostylis stenocarpa
Lineage: Eukaryota; Viridiplantae; Streptophyta; Magnoliopsida; Fabales; Fabaceae
Source: the annotation of a GenBank genome assembly
AUGGCAAUUGAUUUGAACCUGGAGACCAUACACACGCGCGGUCAGUGUCGCGUGGCCCCAAAUGAAAUCAAGAUCGUGCAGGCAUUUCAAAAUGGAGCCGUUGAUAGAGAGAUCGUAGCGCCCAGAUCAAUCAUAUUUGAAUCAAAGGCUGAUAUUGGUUUCAGAGUCGCCGCUCAUUCCCUCACUCUUUCUUGUUUCAACUCGCCCCAACUCCCUCUUCACCUUUCCAUCGCCGAUUCAACUCGUCAUCUUGCUCUAGGGUUUAGAAGAGGGUUAGUAGUUAAUGCCUUGUAUUGGAUUUCUGAUGUUCAGAUGGCUAUGGAGGUUACUCAAAUCCUUUUAAAUGCACAAGCAGUGGAUGGUGCAUUAAGGAAACAAGCUGAGGAAAACUUGAAACAGUUUCAGGAACAAAACCUUCCAAGUUUCUUGUUUUCUCUUGCUGGAGAAUUGGCAAAUGAUGAUAAACCUGCAGAGAGUCGGAAGUUAGCAGGUUUAAUUCUCAAGAAUGCUCUGGACGCUAAGGAACAGCACAGGAAAAUAGAAUUUGUUCAAAGAUGGCUAUCAUUGGACCCAACUUUGAAAGCGCAGAUUAAGGCAUUCUUGUUGAGGACACUUUCUUCCCCUUCACUAGAUGCUCGGUCAACUGCAUCACAAGUUAUUGCUAAGGUUGCAGGCAUUGAGCUGCCUCAUAAACAGUGGCCUGAAUUGAUAGGAUCCCUCUUGUCCAAUGUCCACCAGCUUCCUGCCCCUACAAGACAGGCAACUCUCGAGACCCUUGGAUACAUUUGUGAAGAAGUUUCCCCAGAUGUAGUAGAACAGGAUCAUGUAAAUAAGAUACUUACUGCAGUUGUUCAGGGAAUGAAUUCAACUGAAGAAAACAAUGAUGUCAGGCUUGCUGCCAUUAAAGCAUUGUAUAAUGCUUUGGGUUUUGCUCAGGCAAAUUUUUCUAAUGACAUGGAGCGUGAUUACAUCAUGAGAAUUGUUUGUGAGACCACCCAAUCUCCUGAAUUGAGAAUUCGACGAGCUGCAUUUGAGUGCUUGGUAGCCAUUUCUUCUACAUACUAUGAGAAGUUGGCUCAAUAUAUUCAAGACAUCUUCAAUAUCACUGCCAAGGCUGUAAAAGAGGAUGAAGAGCCGGUUGCACUUCAGGCAAUUGAGUUUUGGAGUUCAAUAUGCGAUGAAGAAAUUGACAUAUUAGAAGAAUAUGGAGGUGAUUUUAGUGGGGACUCAGAUGUUCCCUGCUUUUAUUUUAUUAAACAGGCACUUUCAUUUCUGGUUCCCAUGUUAUUGGAGACUCUUCUAAAACAAGAAGAAGAUCAAGAUCAGGAUGAAGGAGCGUGGAACAUUGCUAUGGCUGGAGGUACAUGUCUGGGACUAGUUGCCCGGACAGUUGGUGAUGAUAUUGUACCUUUGGUUAUGCCAUUUAUUGAAGAUAAUAUAACCAAACCAGAUUGGAGGCAAAGGGAAGCCUCAACAUAUGCUUUUGGCUCUAUUUUAGAAGGUCCAUCCCUUGAUAAACUUGUGCCUCUGGUGAAUAUGGCUUUGAAUUUCAUGCUGUCUGCGUUGAUGAAAGAUCCAAAUAAUCAUGUGAAGGAUACGACUGCAUGGACUCUUGGACGAAUGUUUGAAUUUUUGCAUGGAUCAGCUCUGGAUACUCCCAUUAUCACUCCGGCAAACUGCCAACAGAUCAUUACUGUGCUGCUUCAGAGUAUGAAAGAUGUUCCAAAUGUUGCUGAGAAGGCUUGUGGUGCUCUUUAUUUUCUUGCCCAAGGGUAUGAGGAUGCUGGCCCUGCAUCCUCUCCCUUGACCCCUUUCUUUGAAGAAAUUGUUCGUGAUCUCCUCACUGUAACUCACAGAGAGGAUGCUGGAGAAUCCCGCCUUAGAACAGCAGCCUAUGAAGCCUUAAAUGAAGUGGUGAGGUGUUCUAAUGAUGAAACAGCUCCAAUGGUGGUACAGCUUGUUCCCGUCAUCAUGUUGGAGCUCCAUCAGACUCUGGAGAAUCAGAAGGUCUCAUCUGACGAGAAGCAGAAUGAGUUACAAGGUCUUUUAUGUGGUUGCUUGCAGGUUAUCAUACAGAAGUUGGGAUCUUCUGAACCAACGAAAUAUCACUUCAUGCAGUAUGCUGACCAAAUAAUGAGUUUGUUUUUGAGAGUGUUUGCUUCUAGAAGUGCAACAGCUCAUGAAGAGGCUAUGCUUGCCAUUGGAGCUUUGGCGUAUUCAACUGGAGCUGAUUUUGCAAAAUACAUGACAGAAUUUUACAAGUAUUUGGAGAUGGGUCUCCAAAAUUUUGAGGACUAUCAGGUUUGUGCUAUCACAGUGGGUGUGGUUGGUGAUGUAUGCAGAGCCUUGGAGGAGAAAAUACUGCCUUAUUGUGAUGGGAUAAUGACCCAACUUCUUAAGGAUUUGUCCAGCAAUCAGUUGCAUAGGUCUGUUAAGCCUCCCAUUUUUUCAUGUUUUGGAGACAUUGCCUUGGCAAUUGGAGAAAAUUUUGAGAAGUACCUAUUAUAUGCCAUGCCUAUGCUUCAAAGUGCCGCAGAGCUCUCUGCUCACACUGCUGGAGCUGAUGAUGACAUGACAGAAUACACAAAUUCUUUGAGAAAUGGAAUCUUGGAGGCAUACUCAGGGAUCUUUCAAGGGUUUAAAGGUUCCCCAAAAACCCAGCUUUUGAUGCCUUAUGCUCCUCACGUGCUGCAAUUCUUGGAUAGUUUGUACAUGGAGAAGGACAUGGAUGAUGUUGUGACGAAGACAGCAAUUGGUGUGCUUGGAGAUUUAGCGGAUACUUUGGGUAGUAAUGCUGGUCCCUUGAUUCAGCAAUCUGUGUCUAGCAAAGACUUCCUCAAAGAGUGUUUAUCAUCUGAUGAUCAUUUGAUUAAGGAGUCUGCCGAAUGGGCCAAGUUGGCAAUUAGUAGAGCAAUUUCAUUUUGA